ACCCCUAACGAAGGGGACCUGUCCAGCCGGUUUGGGUAUUUCUGCUCGACGAGGCGUGGAACUGGGAAUCUUCUCUCCAAAAAUCGAGUAGCAGCAACAGGAAGAAUGGAGCGUCUCCGCCGGAGAGACAGACAGAUGUUUUCUGGGUUUACGAAGGGCGAGUUUUCCCAUCCCCCUCGGGGUUAACCCUUGCAAACAGAUAGAGAAAAUGGAGAAAUUGCUAGAGGAAUCAGGAUUACAGUUGCUUAAUAGAGAAUUUUGUCAAAAAGUUACCCAAGGUUUCAAUCGGUCUUCUGGUCGUGCUGGGAAGCCUGUAAUAAAGUGGAUGGAGGUAUACAAUUGGCUCCAAAGUCGACUGCAAGACUUCCCGAAAAAUGAAAAGAGGAUGUCUGAAAUUCCCAAAGCUUGCCCUUCAAAUAAGACUCAGGAAAGUUCUCAACGCCCCGAAGGUGAAAAGAGCCCAGAUUUAUCAGAAUUGGAAUUUGAAGCAAGGUCAUCAAAAGAUGGUGCAUGGUAUGAUGUUGCUAUGUUCCUUACGCAUAGAUUUCUUAGGUCAGGCGAAGCUGAAGCGCGAGUCAGAUUUGUCGGAUUCGGAGCCGAGGAAGACGAAUGGGUCAACAUAAAACAGGCAGUACGAGUACGCUCUGUCCCUAUAGAACAUUCAGAGUGUCAAAAGUUGAAGGUUGGGGACAUUGUACUCUGCUUCCAGGAGAGGAGAGAUCAGGCAAUCUACUAUGAUGCACAUAUUGUGGAAGUCCAGAGGAGAAUGCAUGACAUUAGGGGCUGCAGGUGUCUUUUCCUGGUUCGUUACGAACACGAUAGCACCGAGGAAAAAGUUCGUUUGAGAAGAUUAUGUCACAGACCGGCACAUCGAUUCUAAGCUGGAGAUAUGAAUGGUUUGCCACAGAAACUACAAUGGGUAAUGCUAAUUUUGUAUGUUCUUUCAUAAAGGUGAGGGCAUGUUGUGGGUAAAAUUUCAUAAUAGAAGUGGUUUGAUUGUUUUCACCUUAUUGUUUGUGUAUCCAUGGCAUCUGUAGUUUCUCCCAAAAGCCGUGGGAACAAGCAUGGGAGACGCACAUGUAAUUGUUGCAUAUUCUAUGCCUAUCUAUGGCAAAUUGGGCAAGACGAGUUCGAACUUUUAGUGGGUUUUAAUAUCUCUCUCUGCCCAUUGCUUGCA
Messenger RNA from Cucurbita moschata (crookneck pumpkin), 1177 nucleotides. Its product is annotated as protein SAWADEE HOMEODOMAIN HOMOLOG 1-like. Gene Ontology annotation, molecular function: chromatin binding. The transcript has 9 exons. The record is from RefSeq and is a predicted model, not a curated record. Bases 209 to 880 code for a protein of 223 amino acids. NCBI's taxonomy places the organism in Eukaryota, Viridiplantae, Streptophyta, Magnoliopsida, Cucurbitales, Cucurbitaceae.